Balearica regulorum gibbericeps (East African grey crowned-crane) is the source of this 1775-nucleotide messenger RNA. The record is from RefSeq and is a predicted model, not a curated record. NCBI's taxonomy places the organism in Eukaryota, Metazoa, Chordata, Aves, Gruiformes, Gruidae.
AUAAAGCCAUACACAACAGACAAUUAAGUGUAGAAAGACCUUUGGAGGAACAGAUUGCUGAAGCUGAGGCAGACAAGAAUAGGAAAACAGCUCCCACAGAAAAUAAGCCAGAGUUCAGGAAUUAUUCCUUUGUUGAUGACCUGAAUCUGCUAAAAUCAGUAGCAGAAAGAGAGAGGAAUGAAAAGGAGAGGGAGUCAAUUAGAAGCUCUUUGUAUGAACAGCAACUGGCCAUUGAUGAUGCAGACUCCACCAAGAACCGCAGGCUUGUGGAUGACUAUGACUCCACUAAAAGUGGGCUGGAUUAUAAAUUCCAAGAUGAUCCAGAUGGUCUUCAUCAAUUAGAUGGCACUCCUUUGACUGCUGAAGACAUUGUUCAAAAAAUUGCUGCAAGAAUUUAUGAGGAAAAUGAUAGAGGAGUGUUUGACAAGAUCGUUUCAAAACUUCUAAAUCUGGGGCUGAUCACAGAGAGUCAGGCCUAUACCCUGGAAGAUGAAGUGGCAGAGGUUUUACAACAGCUAAUUGCAAAUGAAGCAAAGGAUCGUGAGAAGGAGUCUGAAGAUUUUGAUUACCCUCCAAGCAGAGCAGACAGUGAUACAAAAGAAAAGCAACAGGAAAGAAUGACACCAAGCAAAGCUGAUCAGGAUAGUUUCAUUAAUGGAGAAAUGGAUGAUACACUGGAUAACACAUGGUCAUCAUCUAAUAUCUUGGAAAGAAGAAACGAGCUGCCUUCUGAAGAUAAUUUCGAAGAUCUCCAAUAUUUUCCAAACUUUUAUGCACUAUUAAAAAGUCUUAACUCAGAGACGGAGGCAAAAGAGAAAGAGACCUUGAUAACUAUCAUGAAAACCCUGAUAGAUUUUGUGAAGAUGAUGGUUAAAUAUGGAACAAUCACACCAGAAGAAGGAGUUUCCUAUCUGGAAAACCUAGAUACAAUGAUAGCUGAGCAGACAAAGAAGAAGCUUGAGAACCCUUCCAUUAAAACCAGAACAAAUCUACCACCAGCAGACAAGAGUAGUGAAGAAGCAGACAGUACAAAGGAAGAAGCAGCUAAAAUGGAAAAGGAAUACGAAAUCUCAAAGGAUUCUACAAAAAAUGAAGAACAAAAUGCAGCAGGGAACAGUGAAGAGCCCAGAGGGAAAGCUGAGGCGUAUUUGGAAGCAAUCAGGAAGAACAUAGAAUGGCUAAAAAGCCACAACAAACAAGGUAACAAAGAAGACUAUGAUCUUUCAAAGCUGAGAGAUUUCAUUGAUCAGCAAGCUGAUGCUUACGUGGACAAGGGCAUCCUGGACAAGGAAGAGGCUGAUGUUAUUAAACGCAUAUAUGGCAGCCUGUAAAAAGCUAGUGGCUGCCAAACACGUAGAAAAUUAGUUUAGCUUCCCCCACUCCCGGCUCAAUGACUUACGGUCGGUUAUUUUGAGGAUAUCAUUAGAAAUGCUCUGUUUACAUUGUACUGACAACUUUCUAGGCAGAAAUGAAGAGCUGUAGUGCUCCAUACACUGACUGCAUACUGUAUUUUCCUACACUCACAAAUCAACCCGUAACGCCAAAUUCUGACACUGAAUCUCUAUUUGACAGGGUAAAUAUUUAUGUAAUGUUCUCUUUGAUUUAUUAUUUGUAUUUGGUUUACUUUUGUAGAUGAACCAAUCAUUUCUGAUGGAAAGUUCUUCUAAUGCUACAUCUUUUUGCUCUCACUCCACUAGCUUUCUAUAGAUCCAACUAUGUAAAGGGCAUUAUUAGAAAAUAGUUCAUAGUUCUCUAAAUAAAAUAUUUGAAAAUAA